GCUUUUUAAUGAGACAUGGGCCACAUACUGUAUAAAAACCCUGGUCACUGAGCAGGAGAGCAGCAGAUGCUCUAAGGUGCUUGUCUUAAGAGGAUAUACAGCAGUAGGAGCUGCAGUGGUGCUAACUUUAUUUAUUUGGAACCCAAGUAUGCCAAUUUAACCUCAGAAAAUGGACCUACGAGUAGCAAGCUUUCUCCUUCUCCUGGUGGCCCUGGUUGCCGGCCAUGGCGAGAGAUACAUGGUGAAGAAAGUGGUGAAGGCCCCUUAUGCCGUGAAAAGUCAUGUGGUUUCUGUAGCUGGAGAGCCUGGUAUUCCAGGUGAGCCAGGUGAAGCUGGACCUCCAGGACCUCCCGGACCCCCUGGCCAGAAUGGUGAAGGACUUCCAGGGCCCCAGGGACCACCUGGGCAGCCUGGACCUGCUGGAUACUCAGCACCUGGAAAGCCAGGCACUCCAGGUGGACCAGGCAAACCAGGUGCAGAUGGUGCACCUGGACCUAAGGGAGAUACUGGUGCACCUGGUCCUCAGGGACCAAGGGGUGCUCCUGGACCUUCUGGCAGUCCUGGGCCUGCAGGUCUAUCGUCUACUGGCAAACCUGGAGCAGCUGGUUUGCCUGGAUCAAUGGGUCCAGGAGAGCCAGGUGCUAAGGGACAUCCAGGUAUUCCUGGUGCCCCAGGACAAAAAGGAGACAGAGGUAUUGGCAUUCAAGGGCCAGCAGGUGAGACUGGUGCAACUGGACCUAUGGGACCUGUAGGUGCACCUGGUCAGCCUGGUGUAGGUAAACCCGGUAAACCUGGCUACCCAGGUGAGCCAGGUAAGGGAGGUUCACCUGGUCGUGAUGGAGAACCCGGUCCUAUGGGACCAACUGGACCAAAAGGCCACACUGGAGCUCCUGGAGUUGGAAUGCCAGGUAAACCAGGUGAAAAUGGUGCUCCAGGAUUGCCAGGUCCUAUGGGACAUAAAGGUCCUCAGGGAGCGACUGGUGCUCCUGGUGCUCCUGGUAGUCCAGGAUAUGGUAACCCAGGUGCUUCCGGUUCAAAGGGUGAUACAGGUCCUGUAGGUAGCCCUGGUGCAACCGGUCAGAAAGGUGAGCCAGGUGCAAGGGGACCAACAGGAUACACAGGUGCAACUGGCCCAGUGGGUCCAGCUGGUUCUCAGGGUCCCAGAGGUUUCCCAGGUGAGAAAGGAGCUACAGGUGAAAAGGGCGAAACAGGUCCAAUUGGUCCUCAAGGCUUUAAGGGACAUAAGGGAGAUCAGGGGGCACCGGGAGGUGAUGGCAAACAAGGAUACCCAGGUGCAACAGGGCCACAAGGCCAAAGGGGACCUACAGGUGCUCCAGGUAGCAAAGGGGAAACUGGUGAGGCAGGUGCAACUGGUGCUCCAGGUGCAACUGGACCUGUUGGACCUAAGGGUCAUACAGGAAAUACUGGGCCAGCUGGUGAAACAGGGCCUGAAGGUGCCCCAGGGGCAAGAGGAGCUACUGGCCCUGCUGGUCCACCAGGUGCAACAGGAGCUAAAGGUCACCCUGGUCUUCCUGGCACACCUGGCCCUGCAGGUCUUGCUGCUAAAGGAAUUCCUGGACCUCAAGGUCCACCAGGACUUCCUGGAUCAGAUGGUGCCGAUGGUGAACCUGGACCAGCUGGCCCUCCUGGCCCACCUGGUCCUCCUGGUGAGGUUAUUAUUGCAGAAACAAAGGGAACUUUUGUCAGUGAGCCUUUUAUGAAGUCCCCAAUGUCUGCCUUUAGUGCCUUAACUACAACACCUUAUCCCCCAGCUGGUAGCCCUAUUAAAUUUGACCAUAUUAUCUACAAUGGUGAGAAUCAUUAUGAUCCUGAGACAGGCAUCUUUACCUGCCAGGUUCCUGGAGUGUAUUACUUCUCAUACAGCAUGCACGUAAAUGGAGCUAAUGCGUUGGUGGCACUGUACAAAAAUGAAAACCCAAUUAUGUUCACUUAUGAUGAGUACAACAAGGGCUUCCUGGAUCAGAUGUCUGGUAGUUCUGUCCUUCAGCUUAAUGAGCAGGACACUGUUUAUGUCCAGAUCCAUAAUGAUGAUGCAAAUGGUGUCUUUGCUGCUGAAAAUGUCCACUGCACUUUCAGUGGUUUCUUGAUUGCUUCCACGUGAUGCAGUCAACCAACCAUACAAUAACGUUUAAACCUUGUUACUAUUUCUCACAAACAAAAACGUUCAAACUGUUUUUUCUUUGGUAUUGAGAAAUAGAAGUAUCUUGACUUGAAAAUCCCAAGCAGUGGGGGCCAAAAAGAAGGGCAUAAGAAAUAAGGCUAUCAGGGACAUAAAGGCAGUUAAAUGCAUAAAAAGUCAUCUUUAUUUGCUUUUAGAGUAAAGAAAUUAUGUGAAGUUCAAUAAUUAUUACAUGUCCUGACCAUAUUUUGUGUUCUUUUUUUGUUUUCAAAUUUAAAACAUUGAUUUUCAUUUUUAUACAUUUUUUAACCUCUUAUUUUUUGGUUUUCUUUGUCAAUUAAACAAAAAGAAUAAAAUUCCUGACUUAUUUGCUCUUGACUUAAAUUGUGAAAGGAACAUACUGAUUAUUACAAAGCCUACAAGACAUCCAAAUGUUGUGCAUUAAAUCCUACCUGUACUUUGUAAACCAUAACGAUGAAAAUAAACUGUCUUAAAGAUA
Silurus meridionalis is the source of this 2639-nucleotide messenger RNA. It is a transcript of the gene col10a1a, whose product is annotated as collagen, type X, alpha 1a. The record is from RefSeq and is a predicted model, not a curated record. Lineage: Eukaryota; Metazoa; Chordata; Actinopteri; Siluriformes; Siluridae. Gene Ontology annotation, molecular function: protein binding.